Messenger RNA from Cladocopium goreaui, 693 nucleotides. NCBI's taxonomy places the organism in Eukaryota, Dinophyceae, Suessiales, Symbiodiniaceae. The record is from the annotation of a GenBank genome assembly.
AUGCAGGUGAUCUCUGACGAGAAACGAUAUAGGGUCAACAUGGCAGCGUGCCAAGGUCUGAGCGUGGUUCGUGAAGCGCAGGCCCAAGGGGUCUGUGCUUCAGAGCUGGUCCCCGGCCACCUCCCAAACGAGGAGGUGGAAGCUCGUCACGGGCACCGGGCAGGGGGCAAGGACCGCAGCCGCGAAAAGCACAAACAAAGCUUGGCCCGCCCGCGCCAAGCACCAGCAGCCGCUAAAUGGGACUGGGUGGGCACGAAAGGGCGUGUGCGGGCCCAAGGCCCCUGCUGGCGGCCAUCUUGCCCAAGUCCCGACAGCUGUAACGCAGGUGCAGAGUGUCCGGUGCAUCUGCGACUGCAAGAAGUUCACGGCCACAACACGAGCCGUACCUGCGAGCCAUGCUCGCUGAGGGGCCGUUCCACCCCUUUAGCAGGCACGCAAACCUCAACGAGGUUUCGAAACGCUUCGGGAGAGAUGUUCCGGCGGACUACCCCUUGCCGGUAUAAGCCCGGACCAUGUGCGGAAAGCCAAGCACACCUGCCGCCGGCCCGAUUGCCCCUUCAAGGGCACGGACCGGUCCCGCCGCACAUCUUGUGGGGCGAAGAAGAAGCGGCACCAGGGCCACCGAUCCGCCUUCCACUGGAGGAGCGGAUCGCUGAAGCGUUUGAUGGCCUGAACAUGGAUCAGGAGGGCUGA